This is a messenger RNA of Folsomia candida, 1922 nucleotides long. Its product is annotated as exonuclease 1-like. Bases 427 to 939 code for a protein of 170 amino acids. NCBI's taxonomy places the organism in Eukaryota, Metazoa, Arthropoda, Collembola, Entomobryomorpha, Isotomidae. The transcript is spliced from 4 exons. Gene Ontology annotation, molecular function: 5'-flap endonuclease activity. The record is from RefSeq and is a predicted model, not a curated record.
AACCAAUUGGGGUAUCCUGCACUUGGAAGUGGGAGUACGUUGUACCGGCUUUCAUGUGGUUCCCCAAAAAUUAGUUUAAUUUUUAGUUUAGAGUUGCAAUGGGGGUGGCCGGCCUAUUAGACUUUGUUCGUGAAACCCUUGUGCAUUCGUGAUUAUAGUGGUAAAGUAGCUGGUAUCGACACUUCAAUAUAUUUACAUAAAUACUGGUGGCGUUGUGGUAAUGUUGACAGAACUAUAAAGUUAUUCAUAAAUCAGAUCGAACUAUUCGCCAAAUACAAUGUCAAAUGUAUUUAUGUUUUGGACGGACGGAGACCUAUUGCGAAGGACACUACUCACGAUUUAAGAGUUGGUGAAAGUGAAAUAGUUGAGGACGAGGAGGAGGAUGGUGAAAGUGAAAGUCACGACAAAGAGGAACCUGAGGAAAGUAUGAGUGAAAGUGAAUCGGAGGAGGAAAUUGACAGUGACAAGGAGGACGAAGAAAAAAGUGGUCAAGUGCAGCCUUUCACAGCCAUUGUACCCAAAUUAAAGGAUUUGUUCAUCAAGAUGAAAGUUAAUUUCAUUGUGUCACCCUACGAAUCUGAUCCCCAACUCACUAACAUGUUUCGAUCUGGGAUGAUUGAUGUAGUCGUAUCAGAGGAUUCAGAUUUCAUUAUGCAUCAGUGCGAGACUCUCUACAAACUUGACUCGGAGGGGUACGGCCUUCUUUACCAAAAGUCAGAGUUUGUUAAGUUUCUGAAACUUAAAAAUCAAAAUAAGUUUGAGGAGGUCGUAAGGUGGACAUGUCUGGUCGCAGGGACCGAUUACUUCUCAUCACCGUAUGGCGUAGGAUUCGGAGCGGCGAAAAAAUUGAUUCCUCAUGUUAAAAUCCGUCAUUUUAAUGAAUUUAUCCAACUAGUCAUUGACAUGAUCCCUGAAGUGGCCGAGAUGCAGAGCUCAUGACUAUGGCUGAACGGACAUUGUUACACCAGCUAGUGUUUGACUGGACAGAGAGGAAACUUGUCCCUUUGACACCCACUGAUCUCGACCCUGCCUGUCUCACGUUUGCUGGUGAAUAUGUGUCAGAUGAGUUGGCCCUUCAAAUUGCUUUUGGGAACGUAGACCUUGACUCCAUGACUGUAGUGGGUACUUUCAACCCCUUCUCUGCAGACAUGGUAAAUAUCUAUGUCAUAACAGAGCAUGCAUCAUAAUUAUAUCCCUGUCGAAGUUAUACUUUCCCGAUGCACAAUCAGAUUCGGCCCGAAUGCGUCCCGCAUACGAUGUUUUCGGUUUAGAGGCGGCCGAAAUUAUCGCCUCAAUUACGACUACGGAUAGAUUUCUAAUUUCAGAUUCUAUGUAGUAACUCACAGUAGCGGGUGGGCCACCUUCGGUUUCAAAGCUAAAAAAAGAUUUCGUUUAACCGACAAAUUUAUGCUAUCGAGCAGAAUUCGGAUUUUCUCUCGCUAUCCGAAUUCUGCUGCCGACUACGGCCCGAAUGCGGGGCGAGCUCAGCUCAGCAGCGGGGUUUUUAAAAACUAUAUGCCAUGCCUUUCGCUAUUAGCACUUAGCACCGGUCGCUGAUUUCGCUACUCAACGUCCCAGAAAACAGUGAAUAGUUUAAAGAAUAAACCCGUUGCCGUGGUUUUCGUAGAAGAAGAUAAAACUUUGGUUUCGGAUGUGUCAGCAAACUGGUUAAGUGCCAAUAAGUGCCCAGUGUUCUUGGCCAUCAGGUCCAGGAAGUCAAAAGUAAUCAAAAAUAAACCAAUCAUGUUGUAUCCGAUAUGAGCUGGGAAAACACCAAAGCUCUCUUCUUAAAUUUUCAAGUAAGUUUCCAUUCUAGGUGGUAUUAUAAAAUGAUAUAAUUUGUCAGUAUAUUAGGAUGCAAUAUAAAUGUAAGUUUAUAUGUAUUCCGUUGCUACAUUAAAUAAAGUAAAUUGAUUUGUGAA